This is a messenger RNA of Acanthosepion pharaonis, 1026 nucleotides long. The record is from the annotation of a GenBank genome assembly. Lineage: Eukaryota; Metazoa; Mollusca; Cephalopoda; Sepiida; Sepiidae.
AUGAUCGCCCUCUCGGCGUUGCUGGUAGAGCACAAAAGAAAGGAUGAAAGCAGUACAAAUUUCUUUUCUAAUCUCUUUUUUUUUUCUUUCGUUUUUCUUCCAUCGUUUCUCUUUCAUCUUUUCCUUUCUCUCCAUGUUUCCUCUCCCUUCCUUGUCUUAUCUUUCUUCCUUUUUAGUCUUUCUUCUUUCUUAGUUACUAUUCUUUUUUUAUUUUUCACUUUUUCUUUUUCUUUCUUUUCGUUUUUCUCUUUUUCUUCCCCUACCCAAACAGCGAUAGUCUGCUCCUGCAUGAAAUACAUAAAAACCUUAGCCAUGACGAAAGCUUAUCUUUUUAUUCUUUCCUUCGUCCAAAAAAUUUCAUCCAUUUCUCCCUUUCUUGUUUUUUCUUCCAUUAUUUUUCAACAUUUAUUUUUCUCUUCCUUUUCUUCAUUUCUUUCUCAUUUGAAAUUUACUCCUCAAAGUUUUCCAGAUUUUCAUUUUUAUCCUACCAUCUUUUCUUCUCGAUUGUUUUUGUUUUGCUUUUCCAAAUCAUUUUUUUUUUUGAUUCAUUUCUUAUUUCUUUCUUAUUCUCAUUCCUCUCCUUUUUUUUUCUUUCAUUCUUCAUUUUUCCCUCCUUCUUUUCUCUUUUAUUUCCGUCCGCCCUUAUUUUCCAUCAUUUAUCCAUUUUUUCGUAGUUUGCUGACUUUCUCAUUCUUUCACUUGAACUUGUCCCCUAAACUCUUCCGCCUCCUUCUUCCAUUCAUUUCUUUCUGUGCACCUUUCCAUUUUUCGUCAUAUCUCUCUAUAUCUUCUCUUUUUCUUUUUUUUCUCUUAUUUUUCGUUUUUUCAUUUGUCCUUUUCUUCACUCUCUCCUUUUCCUCUUUCUCGUUCUUCUUAUUAGCUUUUUCUUAUACACUUUCUUUCAUUUAUUCUUUCUUUCUUCCUCUCAUGUCGGCUGGCUAUUUCCGUAUUAACAAUGUCCUUUUACGCAUAUCUCAUAUUCGCCUGACUGAUAUGUUUACCUUAUCACAUGUUACCAAACACUAG